This is a messenger RNA of Malus domestica (apple), 1726 nucleotides long. Its product is annotated as probable E3 ubiquitin-protein ligase RHC2A. The record is from RefSeq and is a predicted model, not a curated record. Lineage: Eukaryota; Viridiplantae; Streptophyta; Magnoliopsida; Rosales; Rosaceae. Gene Ontology annotation, biological process: protein ubiquitination. Gene Ontology annotation, cellular component: cytoplasm. Gene Ontology annotation, molecular function: ubiquitin protein ligase activity.
UUCUCAUUUUUCACCCACUUCCCUCCCUCUCUCUCUCUCUCUCUCUCUCUCUCUCUCUCUCUCCUCUUUGCUCUUGCUUCACUGGGCCUCCAAUCCCACUCGACGAUCUGAACUCCCCAGAUUUCAAUAGCAUUCAUCUGGGUCGCCGAACUUCGAUUCCAAUCCAGCAAAGAUUCAAUCUUUUCCCAAUUUCGAAAACGGGGGAGAGAAAGCAUCUUUCCCUCUUUCUCUGCAAUUUCUAGGUUUUCCGAUACCUUCAUAUGGCUUCCAUGGCAGCAUCGUCCUACUGGUGCUACACGUGUAGCCGAUCGAUUCAAGUUCGGGUUCGGACCCAAGAUUCGAUCCUCUGCCCCGAUUGCGGAGCUGGGUUUAUUGAAGAGAUCCCGACCCCUACCCGAUCUUCUCCGCUACACCACCCAUUUCCCACCGCCGCGAUGUUCCUAGACAGCGCCCCGGUUUCUCAGAGUCCGAGCCCGCCUAGACUUCGCCGGAAUCAGAGAAGCGGCCGCGACCGGUCCCCGUUUAACCCGGUCAUCGUUCUCCGGGGCCCACCUGAUACUGAAUCUGACCCGGGAAGCUUCGAGCUGUUCUACGAUGACGGAGCCGGGUUAGGCCUCCGCCCUCUUCCGUCGUCCAUGUCGGAUAUCUUAAUGGGGUCGGGUUUCGACCGGUUGCUCCACCAGUUGACCCAAUUGGAAAAUGGCGUCGCGCGGCUGGACCACCCUCCGGCAUCCAAAGCCGCAAUCGAGUCCAUGCCCGUCAUUAAAAUCGCCGACAGCCACGUCGAGACGGAGUCGCACUGUGCCGUUUGCAAAGAGGCAUUCGAGCUCGACUCGGAAGCUCGCGAGAUGCCGUGUAAGCACAUCUACCACUCAGAUUGUAUCUUCCCGUGGCUUUCAAUCCGCAAUUCGUGCCCGGUUUGCCGGCACCAGCUCCCGACUGAUGUGAGAGGCCCGCGCGGCAGUGGCAGAGCAUCGCCGGAGAACAAUGGCGUGGUUGGAGAAGAAGAGCCAGUGGGGUUGACUAUUUGGAGAUUGCCCGGUGGUGGAUUUGCCGUGGGGAGGUUCACUGGAGGCAGAAGAGCCGCAGAGCGUGAGCUCCCAGUUGUUUACACCGAGAUGGAUGGUGGGUUCAAUACGGCGGGUGCUCCUAGGAGGAUUUCAUGGGCAUCUAGAAGAAGGGCCAGAGAGAGUGGUGGAUUUGCUCAGGCUUUUCGCAAUUUCUUCUCUUUUUUCGGGAGGCUGAGAAGCUCGAGAAGUCGGUCUGGUAAUGUGUUCAGUAGAUCAUCGCGGCGGAGGAGCCAGCGUUGGGCUUUGGAAGACAACUGAUUGAGGUUUAGUGUUUUGUUUUUAUUUUUCGGGUUCUUCUAUAUUAAUGUCGGAAGGCAAAGUUUGUACAUUUGUUGUUUGUUUGGUGUAAAUAGCAAUACAUGACGGGGAAUUGAAAUCGAGACUCCGAAGAAGAGGUGGAAUUUUUGAAUUGGUAGAGACUAGGAAUUAAGUUCCACCCAUGUGGGAGGAGUGGGAGGAGGAGUGUGCGGUUGGCAUGGAAUUGGGAAGGUAGUUAACGGAGGUACCAGGCUUUGUGCUAUUAUUUGUAUUACUGUUAGGAUUUUCGGCCGUCGCUUGUUGCAGAUUUGCAGUGAAGUGACUUAGAAGGUGAUGGCUGUUUUUGGUCCGUUGUUGUACUUUCAGCAUUGUUUUAGUCGAAAGUGGUUGCUGCUUCA